Wallemia ichthyophaga EXF-994 is the source of this 1362-nucleotide messenger RNA. Its product is annotated as Sphingoid long chain base kinase 4. The record is from RefSeq and is a predicted model, not a curated record. The coding region runs from base 1 to 1362 and encodes 453 amino acids. Gene Ontology annotation, cellular component: membrane; cytoplasm; intracellular membrane-bounded organelle. Gene Ontology annotation, biological process: sphingosine biosynthetic process. The transcript has 2 exons. NCBI's taxonomy places the organism in Eukaryota, Fungi, Basidiomycota, Wallemiomycetes, Wallemiales, Wallemiaceae.
AUGGCUGCAUUUCAGCUACACAACAAGCAAAACAAUUCAAACAUCACUAUCACUCCCGAUGAUAAAGGCCUAUCAAUAUCCUCUCCUGAGGCAUCCACUUUCCACGUUGAUUACUGGAAAGUUGUCAAUUGCUAUAUAGACGAUGAGAAGGUCAUAUAUCUUUCUGUUUUGUUGUCUGAACACAAUAACGAACUAGUCGACUUUUACGGCAUUGCAAACGACCUUGAUCAAGGAAAUGAAACGCUCAUUCAAGACAUACGCUCGAAAUCCAAACUGAAAAGUGCACGCCGUUUGAAAGCACUCGUUAAUCCAGUAGGGGGUACAGGCAAAGCUGUCGACUAUUAUGUUGAGACAGUCGCACCAAUUCUGAAGACCUCAGGCUGUAUUGUUGACAUGCAAGUCCUCGAAUACAAAAGACAUGCCUUCGAUAUAGCUAAGGCAUUAGAGCUAGAAUACGAUGCAGUUGUUUGCGUGAGCGGAGAUGGAAUACUGCAUGAAGUCCUAAACGGUUUCUUACAUCAUCAAACACCCUCAGAAGCGUUCAAGAUGCCGCUUUGUCCUGUCCCUGGUGGAUCUGGAAACGGCAUCAGCGUUUGUGUCUUGGGAGCUGAAGAUGGUCUUGACUUGAGCAUCGCUGCGCUCAAUGCUGCAAAAGGCGACGCAAUCCCGCUCGAUCUCUUCUCCAUAUGGCAGGAUGGUAAACGCACACUCUCUUACCUCACACAAGCGGCCGGUUUGAUGGCAAGCAUAGACAUAGGCACCGAAAAUCUGAGAUGGAUGGGCGAUACACGGUUCACUGUGGGGUAUCUCCGCUCACUCUUUUGGAAUGCACCAUGUCCCUGCGAGAUCUACAUAAAGGUCAAAGAAGACAACAAGGACGAAAUGAUCAAACUUUUACACGAGAAAAGGCUGGAAAAGCCUUUCUCACUGCCUGAAUACACCCAAAUCCCUCCUGUCACCUAUAAAAAUGGACCUCAACAAGACUGGAUCAAGAUAAGCGAUGAUGUGUUUUAUCUCUACGCUGGUCAGGUACCUUGGGUUAGCAAGGACUUGAAGCAAUUUCCCGUUUCCAUGCCAAACGACGGCUUUAUAGAUGUUGCCGUUCAGCUAAAUGUCUCACGUAUGCACAAAUUGAAGGCUAUGGAUGGCGCCGAGCAUGGUGCUAUGUUCUUCGACGAUUCAUUAAAGUACUACAAAGCAAAGGCAUACCACUUUAACCCUCUAGAUAACUCAGGCUACCUGGCUGCAGAUGGUGAGCAAAUACCUUUGCUGCCAUUUACUGUUGAGGUUUUGCCAUCGCUUGGACGUCUUAUUUCUCCAUUUACUUCUUGGAAUAACAGCUUUCAAGAGGAUAAUUUGUAA